Messenger RNA from Nothobranchius furzeri (turquoise killifish), 3306 nucleotides. RefSeq names its product transmembrane protein 121Ab (gene tmem121ab). The record is from RefSeq and is a predicted model, not a curated record. Lineage: Eukaryota; Metazoa; Chordata; Actinopteri; Cyprinodontiformes; Nothobranchiidae.
UGCCUAAGCCUAUCCGGAGGAAGAGGCUACUGACCAAGAAGCCUCGGCAAAUACAUUCGUUAAACCGGCUCCGUUUAACCAGCAGGUCUCGCUUUUUUUUACUCCCAUCCUGAAAGUGAAUCCAGUUUUUUUCUUCGCUGUGGUCGUUUUCUCUCCUCGCUCUGGGAAUGGGAUUUUCUUUAACUUAGUGGCUUUUCCAGCGCCUCCUCGCAGCGGAUUUACAAAAACCUGCGAUGAAAUCCAGCCCGUCGGACAGAGGCUGACCGAUUCAGGACCCUGGACAGAGACAUAGUCAGUCUGAGGUAAGGGAGACCAGGACGGCCGCUUUUAUUCUGCUUAAAGGAGGGACGACUUCAGAGGGAAAGCGACGAUAGGAUCAGCUGUGUGGAACGCGUUGGGUCCAGCUUCACAUCAAAAUCACUCCCAGUUGGAAGGGAUCUCACAGGUUGUGCAGAGGCAGGCACGUGGCAAGCGGAAGAGGGGAAGGAUGGAUCUUCAGCCCGGAGCUAGAGCCUCCCCCCGGGGAAGCCGGCGUGAGACGCGAGGCCUCACGGGCCGCUGACCUGCUGUCUCCUUGAUUUAUGGCGGCUGGGGGUCUCUGGCCGCUGCAGACUCCUCUCCCUUCUCUUCUCUGCCUUCCCUCCGCACACACUGCAGUUCCACGAGGAGCCACACACACUGCAGGAGUAUCCGAAGAGGGAUUUCUUGCACACGCAGAGCUGCAGCGCACACAUAUGCCUGUAUCCACUUCUACCUUGUCUCAUCCAAAAAUAAACAUCCCCACAAACAUUCCUACACUGCGGCACUGUAUCCCGCCAUCCUACCACUACUGAAUUAGAGCAAGCCUCCUCUCAGAGCAUCCCUCCUUUGGAGUGUUUGUGGAUUACAAUCAGUCAUGGUGUGUUGGGUGUAGAGCCCUCGGAGUCGCUGCCACUAACAGGAGAGCCUGGAUCAAUGGAAGUGCGCUGAAUGACGAGAUCAUGCCCCUUUUUUCACGUAGCCUGAGAGAAGUCAGCAGCCAGCUCUUCUCCAUCCCACAUCCUCUGCAGUAACCGCCCUCUGUGGACUACUGAGACGGUGACUGAAAGUGUAUUUUUAAUAUCAAAGUUGCACAUUAAUUUUGUCAGAACGCCUUAAACCUCCUUUUGUUCCCAGCUACGUUUAAGGAUCAGUGCGAUUCUGAUUUAUUUUGUUUUGGCUUUUUGAAGUUGUACCCUGAGAGUGAGAGCCAACCGGUGCCCUCGCCAUGGUGUUGCCACCCCCAGACAAACGCCACGUGUGCCUGACCACCAUCGUCAUCAUGACCAGCAUGGCCUUCAUGGACGCCUACCUGGUGGAGCAGAACCAGGGUCCCAGGAAGAUCGGUGUGUGCAUCAUAGUCCUGGUGGGCGACGUUUGCUUCCUCAUCGUGUUGCGCUAUGUGGCGGUGUGGGUCGGCGCCGAGGUGCGCACCGCUCGCCGAGGCUACGCCAUGAUCCUGUGGUUUCUGUACAUCUUUGUUCUGGAGAUCAAACUUUACUUUGUUUUCCAGAAUUGCAAAGCUGACAGGAAGAGUUUGGAGACGGUGGCACGGAAGGCUUUGACGUUACUCUUGUCUGUGUGUGUGCCGGGUUUGUAUCUGGUCCUGGUGGCUCUGGACAGUAUGGAAUAUGUGAGAACUUUUCGGAAGAAAGAGGACAUGAGGAGUCGUUUGUUCUGGGUGGCUCUGGACCUGCUAGACCUUCUGGAUAUCCAAGCUAACCUGUGGGAGCCCCAGCGGACAGGACUCCCCAUCUGGGCCGAAGGCCUGAUGUUCUUCUACUGCUACAUCCUUCUGCUCAUCCUGCCCUGCGUGUCGCUCAGCGAGAUCAGCAUGCAGGGAGAGCACAUGUCGCCUCAGAAGAUGAUGCUGUACCCGGUUCUCAGCCUGGUCACCAUAAACGUGGUCACCAUCCUCAUACGUGGCGUGAACAUGGUCCUGUUUCAGGACAGUCGCGUUUCCACCAUCUUUGUUGGCAAGAACGUGGUGGCCAUCGCUACGAAGGCGUCCACCUUUUUAGAGUACCGCAGGCAGGUGAAGGAGUUCCCCCACCCGCAGAAUGCCAUGGCGCUUGAGCUGCAGCAGAACUCUGUGACCCACACACAGACGCUACCCAACACCACCAGUUUGCCACAUGAACCUUCACCAGCGCAGGACGUUAUAGACACAUGACUGCCAGUGCCAGACUCUAGCACCAUUAGAGACUGACUGGGAGCUCCAGCAGAGGAGACUGGAACUAAGACGUCAGCUGCAUGACAGGAUGUUCCUUAGCUCCUAGUCAAGCUCACAUAAACCGCUGUGGAACCACAAGAGAUUUUUAGCAUCACCUGCCUGUCAGAAAAUCCUGUAAACCUACAUGUGACUGAGUGCAGACUUCCAGCGCAAACAUGUUUUUUAAUUGUGCUAUGGUGUUUUUAAUUGUUUCACGUUUUGAAAUGUUACAACUUUAUUGAGAAACCAUCUCCAAAAAGUGCUGCCUUGUGACAUUCUGUUGUGUAAAACGGACAGCUGGUUUCCCGUCAGUGAGUAGCUUGUGUUUUACUUUAUUUUAUUUUAAAACAUCAUGUUUUUUGGGGUUUUCUGUAGCAAUUCCAUUGAGUUCCAGCAGGAAAGAACGUCCCGCUCAGAGUGGAGCACCGAUGGAGAGGAGGAGUAGAGAGCGACACAAGUCGGUCAUGAUGCGCUCUCUGGGUCGUGCACGAGCGAGGCUUUAAUGUUUUGUUCUGCUGAGAGAGGAGCUCCGUGGAAGCUGCCAUCCUGGUCAGAGGGAAGCAUUACAAUCACUGGAGGAAAGCAGCAGUGCACAGCACUAUACCAUACACUGCAUUUAUCCUUGCAAGUGUUUCAGGGCGUGUGUGUAAAUGUGUGUGUGCGCGUACGUGCGUGUGGGGACGCAAAUCUGCUGAGUGUGUGUGCUUGAAUGCAUUUGGAGGUUCGGGUUGUUUACAGUUGUUAUGGAACAGAAUCAAAAGGGCGAUGGAUGUUAUCAUUUUUGAUGGAAUAAAAAAAUUGUGGAUAUUAUGAAAAAUAGAAAAUGACGGCUUAAGGACGAUUUGUUUUCUGUACUGUACAUUCCGCCAAAAGUAUUUUAUGCCUUGAGGUGCAAGACGGCAGAGCUCAGAGGGUGCCUCUGAGAUAUUGGCAAGAAAAAAUAAAUGAUCACGUAGAAAUAAAAAAGUUACAAAUUUCUGUUCAAUAUUAUUAUUGUUAUUAUUAUUAUUAAAGUAUGUGCACUCUUUACAUGUUGGAGGAGGAUGGUGUUUUAAUAAAAGUAUAAAUAAAAAGUA